Molecule: messenger RNA, 5512 nt
Organism: Gopherus evgoodei (Goodes thornscrub tortoise)
Lineage: Eukaryota; Metazoa; Chordata; Testudines; Testudinidae
Gene: ELF4
Product: E74 like ETS transcription factor 4
Exons: 10
Coding region: 712-2484 (590 amino acids)
Biological process (GO): cell differentiation; regulation of transcription by RNA polymerase II
Cellular component (GO): nucleus
Molecular function (GO): sequence-specific DNA binding; DNA-binding transcription factor activity, RNA polymerase II-specific
Source: RefSeq, a predicted model, not a curated record
UUGUACUUCUCCUUUUUGAAUGUCACCACUUCCCCAUCCUGCUCGGGCAGGAUUGCUCAGGGAAGCCCUCACUUCCUGCACAGCUUCUGGGGCUCCAGGGACCGCGCACAGGAGCAUGGCUGCGUGCCCUCAGGCCCCAAAUCACAGUUUUCAGCCAAUGCAUGUGAAGCUCUGAUAAAAGAUUCAAGAGAUUCCCCAGUUGUGGAAUUCUGUGGUGAAAACGUGCCCUUUUAUAAACCACAUUUCUCUGAGAUGCAAGGUGUGCAUCGAACAUAACCAGAACCCUUUCCCAGUCAUCUUCGUGACUGUCUUUGGUAAAGGUAAAUGCUCUGCCAGCUCCCUCGUAACAUACUUUACUGAGCAUACCUGGAUGUCUCCAGUGUUCUUGUGGAGUUUGGUUUCAAUGUGAAGUCUUGCAAAAUGCUGCUUCCAGUUUGUCCACUGUGGAGGUCUGUCGAAGCUGAAGUUCCCUGAAGUUGAAGUUCUCUGGCAUGUUGGCCCUGGCCUGUGGUGACAUUGCUCAGCAUGCGGCAGUAGCCGAAGGGAUCCCUCAUCCAGAUCCCUGGGCUGGGCCAGCUGUGUGGGGCAGCCUUUCCCUGCAAUCCCUAUGAAGCUGAGGGCACCUGCAGUCCUGUCACAACGGCUCCCCUAGGGCAAAGGCACCACUGCUCCCUCAUCUCUCCUGCUGGUGCCUGUCUCUGAUGCUGGGCCAUGUCGCUAGCUGCCCACCCCACUGAUCUGGGGUUUGAAUUUGCCAGCAGCAGCUUGGAGGAGAUACACGAGCUCGAUGACCCACUAGCCUUUCCUGCCCCACUGGAGGAGCAGCUUCCCUGCACAGACCUGCUGUGUGUGUAUUCGGGGCUGGAAUUGGAUGAAGUACCCAGUGGCAUCAUGGCAGAUGGGCUGCUGGACAAGCCCGAGCUGCAGGUUGUCGGGAACAGUGUCACAGUGCCAGGUGACGCUGAGCAGCCUUUACCCCCCAUUGCAGCUGGCGAGGGCCUGCUCUGGGUGGAGUCACCCAACAACAUCUUGGAUGAGAAGCGCCUGCUUGGUGGCACUAGGGUUUCCCUGGACAGAGGGGCCUGCCCCCUGGGCCCGGGGGAAGCCAACGGCCUGCGCAGGUCUGGGGACGAGGAGAAUCCCAUGGCUAGUUCCACCAGGGAGCAGACAGGGAAGCAGCCCAGGAGGAAAGGUCGCAAGCCGAAGCCCCCCCGCUGCCUUUCCCCCAUCACCGCCCCAGGCUUUCCAAUCUGCAGGAAGAGCAAGGAUGGCAAAGGUAAUGCCCUCUACCUGUGGGAGUUCCUGCUGGCGCUGCUCCAGGACAGGAACACCUGCCCAAAGUACAUCAAAUGGACCCAGCGAGACAGGGGCAUCUUCAAGCUGGUGGACUCCAAGGCAGUGUCCAAGCUGUGGGGAAAGCAAAAGAACAAACCCAGCAUGAACUACGAAACCAUGGGCCGGGCACUGCGGUACUAUUACCAGCGUGGCAUUCUGGCCAAGGUGGAGGGGCAGCGGCUGGUAUAUCAGUUCAAGGACAUGCCCAAGGACCUGGUGGUGAUUGAGGAUGAGGGGGAAGCAAUGGGCACCGUGAACCCCCGAGCCAGCUGCUCGGCCGCUAGUCCCUCUUCGCAGAGUGCCCCCCUCCAGGGGGCCGUGUCCCCUACUCGCAGCAAGAGGGAGACUGCACCAGCGACCCAGCCUCGGGAGUCUGCAGCUACACCAUGUCCUGCUCCCAAGGUGCAGCAAGGGGCCAGCAAGCCACCCGCCCACGCCAUGGACUCCCUGCUCCUGCCCGGGUCCUUGGGGCUGGGACCCCUGACUCUCCAGCCCAUCCCACUCACCACAGUGCUGGCCCUGGGAAAUGCUGCCAGUUCUCCUUUUCCAAGCAGCACCCCUGCUCCGGACAGGCUCCCGCUCCAGCCUGGGUUCCCCAUGAAUGGGUUUGCCAAGCCACUGCCAGGCCCAGGCAGCAGUAUCCCAGCAACAAGCCCCCUCCUGCCUGCUGCCCCACAACACUCCUUGUCUAGCCUGUUCCAGCCAAUGGCUCUCACUGGCCAGCCAGGUACUGUUGUUGCCACCGUCAUUGGGACAAUGGAAGCCAGCAGCAGCUGCCUGGCUAUGCUGGAUCGCCCGCUCCCCAGCCUGCUUUCCAGUGAUCCUGCCACGCUGACGUCCCAGCAGGAGAGGCUGUCUGGCUGUGCAAAGGUCCAGGAGCUCCAGCCACCAGCUCUAAGCAGCUCCCAGGAUAGCAAAGCAACAGCAGCCCUGCCAGCAGGAGGCACUGAUAGCUGCACCCAACUCAGCCACCCAAAGGUGGGCUUGACACCCGUGGUAGAACUGGAAUUAGCCAUCAGCUCGGAGGCAGCGUUCCCCGGUGAGCAGAUGGCUCAGCGCCUGGCAAAGCCCAGCUCUGCCCCAGCCCCUGCAGCUCUGCUGUCUCUAGGCAGUGUUGACAUCAAGGAGGAAUGCUGGGAUGUGGUGUGAAGUGCGUGGAUGCACCCUGGACUCCAACAGAGACAAAGGAUGCUGGGAAAGCUCAGUUCCCUGGACUGACAGGAUCCAACUUAGGGCUGGGGGCUGCUGGGGCCAGGGGGGGCCUCACAGGCUGCAUCACAUUUGCUUCUUGCCGUCACCCAUUAAAGAGACAUUUUGCACCAGACUGGCAGUGGGCUAUGGCAGGCAGUGGCAGCACAUGGCCUUGCCACCCCUCAUCUCACCCAGGAGUUGCCAUCUGUGGAGAUGCCAGGCAGUGUUCUGGCUUGAGCCAAGAGGCUGGGCUAGCGGCUGAGCCUGGCCCCAAGUACAGCUCCUGGAAUGGGAGCUGCUCCCCAUUAUCCAGAAGGGAGGGAAUUCAGCUGGGCCCUGCACUAGGGCUGCUGUAGGGGAGGUGCUGCUUGCACUGCUCUAAUUGCAGAGCUUCUGGGACCUGUUCUGGCUCUAGCAUAGGCUACGACUGGCCUGGCUCCUACCCUAACUCGUGCCCUGGGUGCCAUGGCCUAUGGGCCUUGCCGAGGUGGGGGCUGGUGAAAAGGGAUGCCCCAGGCCACCUCUUAUGCCCCAGCACCCCCUAGCAUGCUGAGCAGGGGAGACCUUGCCUGCAAUGCUAGCUUUGUGGCCCCUUUGUGGCAGCGGUCACAGAGCAGUGCUGAAUAGCAGCAGCCCUUGAGGAUCCUUGUGGCGUCCACUGGGACCAUGACCAGGCAGCUGGAAUAAAGCAGCCCCGUAUGUAACCUGAGCCAUGGGAGUGGCUGAAACUGCACCAAGGGGUGCUGGUAGGAUGUCUGCUUGGAGCCGAGAGCAGCAGGCUGAGGACUGGCCUCUGUGCCAGUCAAGGGCCCAUGCCUGGACACUUACUGCCCGUUCCCCAGAAGGCAUCGCAAGGGGCCCAGAGAGCCAGGGCACAGCAGGUUCAGGCUUCCACUCACACUAGCUGCAUGGUGUUUCACAUUCACAUGCCCUAUUCCCCUGCCCUAAGACACCCCCUCCACCCCCAAGUGCUAGUGCCCUUCCCCAGCCCUGAGCAUCCCCACCACACUCCCAACCAAGGGGCAUUUAACCCUUCCAUUACCCAUAGCAAGUAGGCUGCGGGUCCCAUCAAUCAUGUGGCAGGGGUGGGCCUGCCUGCCCAGCACUGUUCAGAGCCCUCGUGUCAUGCAACAUAGCAAACUGACUUUGGAAGAGCCUAGCCCCGCCCCGCCCCAACUGUACAUCCACUGGCCCCCCCCACACACCACAGAGUAACAUCUGCCCCCUCCGUGAAAGAGGCUGUGCUGGUGUACUCUGCUCCCAGCAGCUUGGUCCAUUGCAGUAAGCCCUGGGAAGGGCCCUGGCACCCAGCCUGCUCUGUCUAGAUGGCACCAGCAGUGCCCCCACCAACAGGCAGCCUAGAAGCUGGGCUUAGCUGAACCAAGAGCACUUGUGCUUUCUCUGGGUGGUGCUUGCCAUGGGGUUCCAAGGCCCCACCUACCAGCUUCCCCUUGGCCUCUUGAGGGGAUGGCAUGGGCAGUAUGCACACAUCCCUUCCCUCUUCUGUCCAUAGGGACUGCCCCCCUGACAUCCCCCUCCCCCCCAGCUGCCCCAGCCCCAUUGGAACUCUCAGAGUUGUUUUCCAAGCUUGCGGGAGGUGGGGUGCAGCUAGACUACAUGCUUACAGCAUCCCGAGGAGCUGCUAGGAGCGGUACAGCACCUGGCCUGACUCAUGCCCUGGCUCCCUCCAAUAUCAUCUACACCUGGGAAAAGGGUGUGUGUGUGAAACUCCCUGAUCAGCAUGCUCCACCUACUGGGCCCUCCCACAUGAAUACACAGGCUGGGACAGGGGAAAAGGCCCAUCUUGCCCAUUUCAUUCCAUUGUCCCUGCUCCCCACCACAGCCUGGGCCCAGUUCUUUCCCCUACCACCACUGUUCAUUAGGCCUUAGGGAGUAGACGUGCCUGGGCCAAGGUCCUGGGGCUGGAGCUCUAUGCCUGGGCCUCCAAACCCCUGUUAGAAGUUCCUUAUGCUACUCCCUACUGCUGCCCUGGCCUGUGAGCAGGUGCCCAGCAGCUUGUGCACACGUGUGCUGAGGUGAGAGGCCAGGCCUAGACUCCAAGGCUAGUACUACUCUGGCCUUGGGAGUAACAGCUCCUCCAUGGAGCUAGGCUGAAGCACAGCUGAAGAUUUAAAACACUGACUGAGCAAGAGCCCAGCCUUGCCUUUUUGUAUCAUCUCACUGUGCACAGCUGCUGCAGUGAGUAGCAGCAGCUAUAUGCACAGAAGGUGCCCCUCUGCUUGCAGGGAAAGGAGCAGAAGGCUGGGGCACACUGGAGCAGGCUGCACUAAAGCAGUUUGGGCUACAAGGGCAGAAGUAGGACCCUACUUUCACUUGCCCCAGCUGAUCCCCUGCCUGGUGGAUAUAAGGCUCUAGGAAAGCACACUGGAAGAGGAUGUUACCCUCAGGCAAGCAAGGGGGCAGGGCUGGACUCUUCCUCGGCCGUAACAGGGCUGUAGCAGUAGAUCUCACAGUACAGACAGCAGGGAACAGCAGCUCACUGAGCAGUGUGCAGAGCCCAGGGGACAGGGUCAUUUCUCUCACCCCACCCUGCGAGUACAGGAGUUCUCAUCCCAAAAAAAAGUGCUUCCCCCCUGCCACCACCAGUUAACAGGACACGACACACACAGCGAUAGAAGAGCCAGGAGGCAGAGGGCCUGAUGCAGGUUUUUCUGUACAUAAGUGUUUUUUGACACCACAGCCGGUUGUUUAUAAUAAAACAGAAAUCAGAAAGAGCAGCCAGAAUACACACCCAAAGGCAAUAACCCUCAGCUUAAAAAAGGAACUGUCUGGUCCCAAGGAGGGGGAGGCAGACAAGUGGUGGUCACGGGAGGCUACAACUGCCCCAGCUGGGACGAAACACAACACAAAGAAAAAACCACCCAACACUCCCACUGCAGGGCAGGACAGGGGAGAGCCAGGAAACAGAUUGUCCAGUCCUCAGCAUCCUUGUUAGCACCUGUACAAUAAAACUGUACCAUCUACA